Molecule: messenger RNA, 5518 nt
Organism: Castor canadensis (American beaver)
Lineage: Eukaryota; Metazoa; Chordata; Mammalia; Rodentia; Castoridae
Gene: Sgpl1
Product: sphingosine-1-phosphate lyase 1
Biological process (GO): sphingolipid catabolic process; carboxylic acid metabolic process
Cellular component (GO): endoplasmic reticulum
Molecular function (GO): pyridoxal phosphate binding; sphinganine-1-phosphate aldolase activity
Source: RefSeq, a predicted model, not a curated record
CACGCUGAGAAAGGACGCGGGAGACAUUGCACCGGCAGAUCCUCAGAAGAGGAAGAUGCCUACUACGGACCUUCUGACGUUGAAGGCCUUUGAGCCUUACUUCGAGAUUUUGGAAGCAUACUCCACAAAAGCCAAGAAUUAUGUAAAUGGGCAUUGCACUAAAUAUGAGCCCUGGCAACUAAUUGCAUGGAGUGUCGUGUGGACCCUGCUCAUAGUCUGGUUGUAUGAGUUUAUCUUCCAGCCAGAGAGUUUGUGGUCAAGGCUUAAGAAGAAAUGUUUUAGGCUUAUCAGGAAGAUGCCAUUUAUUGGUCGCAAGAUCCAAGAAAAGUUGAACAAGGCCAAGGAGGAUAUCAACAAGAGCAUGUCAUUCCUGAAAGUGGACAAAGAGUAUGUGAAAACUCUGCCCUCCCAGGGUCUGAGCUCAUCUGCAGUUCUAGAGAAACUGAAGGAGUACAGCUGUAUGGAUGUCUUCUGGCAAGAAGGGAGAGCCUCUGGAGCAGUGUACAGUGGGGAGCAAAAGCUCACGGAGCUGCUUGUGCAGGCUUAUGGAGAUUUUGCAUGGAGUAACCCUCUGCAUCCAGAUAUCUUCCCAGGACUACGUAAGAUAGAAGCAGAAAUUGUGAGGAUAACUUGUUCCUUGUUCAGUGGGGGACCAGAAUCUUGUGGAUGUGUGACCUCUGGGGGGACAGAAAGCAUCUUGAUGGCCUGCAAAGCUUAUCGAGACCUGGCCUUAGAAAAGGGGAUCAAAACUCCGGAAAUUGUGGCUCCCCAAAGUGCCCAUGCUGCAUUUGACAAAGCCGCCAGCUAUUUUGGAAUGAAGAUUGUGCGUGUUGCACUGAACAAGAUGAUGGAGGUGGACGUGCGGGCGAUGAGAAGAGCCAUCUCUAGGAACACCGCCAUGCUCGUCUGUUCUACCCCACAGUUUCCUCAUGGAGUGAUAGAUCCUGUCCCUGAAGUGGCCAAGUUGGCUGUCAAAUACAAAAUACCUCUUCAUGUAGAUGCUUGUCUGGGGGGCUUCCUCAUCGUCUUUAUGGAGAAAGCAGGAUACCCACUGGAGAAACCAUUUGAUUUCCGGGUGAAAGGUGUGACCAGUAUUUCAGCUGAUACCCAUAAGUAUGGCUAUGCCCCCAAAGGCUCAUCAGUGUUGUUGUACAGUGACAAGAAGUACAGGAGCUACCAGUUCUUCAUUGGCACAGACUGGCAAGGUGGCAUCUACGCUUCCCCAACCAUUGCAGGCUCACGACCUGGUGGCAUUGUUGCAGCCUGUUGGGCCUCCUUAAUGUACUUUGGUGAGAACGGAUAUGUUGAAGCUACCAAACAGAUCAUCAAGACUGCUCGCUUCCUCAAGUCUGAACUGGAAAAUAUCAAAGGCAUCUUUGUUUUUGGAGAUCCUCAAUUGUCAGUCAUUGCUCUGGGCUCCCGUGACUUUGACAUCUACCGACUGUCUAACUUGAUGACUGCUAAAGGGUGGAACUUGAACCAGUUACAGUUCCCCCCCAGUAUACAUUUCUGCAUCACAUUAGUACAUACCCGGAAGCGUGUAGCAAUCCAGUUCCUAAAGGAUAUUCGGGAAUCCGUCACCCAAAUCAUGAAGAAUCCUAAAGCGAAAACCACGGGAAUGGGUGCCAUCUAUGGUAUGGCCCAGGCAACAGUUGACAGGAAACUGGUUGCAGAACUAUCCUCAGUCUUCUUGGAUAGCUUGUACAAUACGGACACUGUAACUCAGGGCAGCCAGAUGAAUGGUUCUCCAAAACCUCGCUGAGUUUGGACCCUUUCCAGUCCCAAGGGCUUCUGGCCUUCAGAAGGUUCUCCGAGUGUGAAACAGGCCACACACAACUUUGACAUCUGGUCUUGCUCCAUAGGGCACAAGAUAGACCAUAAGACAGCUUCAGCCUCAGGAUUCUUGUUCCUUCUUUUGUUACAUUUUGAGGUUUUUUCAUUUGAAAAUCCCAAAGGAUUCCAUUGUAUGAUGAAACUGCCCUUGUUAUAAAUGUUACCUUAGGAAUUUUUUUUAACCAUUUCCUUCUCUAACUUCUCUAGCUUUCACCUUCAGUUAAUCAUUGUGUGGUGGUUCUGACCUGUCUUGAUUCCUUAGGGAAGCUAUGAGAUAGCAAAAGAGGGUCUUUGCUACCUCAGGCAGAUACUUCAGCUGCUGGUGGGAGGCAUUUAUAUAACAAUUGUUUCUUUCCCCAGGUGGAUGUCAAGUGAGUCCUAAGCAGGAGGGUUUUUCAGCCCUCUGCUUGAGUCGAUGUGUUGUCCCUUAGGUCCACUUUCAUUGCAACCUGUUUUACUUUCCCAGGACAUAGGUUAGCUGUGUUUUAUUCUCUAUUAUGCAGGCCUAGAGCAGUUGAAUACAUCACUCAGUCUCCUGUGGCAAGAUCUGGAGUGCUCCAGUGUUCUCUUCUGUUGUUAAAGGCCCCAUUAGACCUUGGUUGUGACCAUCUUUGCAAUGAUGUUCCCAUUGCUUUUUUCUUGUUUCUGUGGAAUAGGAAGAGAACAUGGUUUCUAGAGAAUCAAGGGCUUUCUGGUAAUGGUGCUUCCUCCCUGAAGUGGUAGUACCCAGAGCACACCUGGGCCUUCUCCUGGGUAGUGAGGAGCAGAAGCCAGACCCUUUUCUGUGCUUUGCUGAAUAGCAAUAUAGGUGAGCACCCAGAUUCAAAUGUAUAUCACCAAAGUUGGUGGUGGUCCUCCCUUCCUCCAUGGCCUUAAGCUGUAUAUGUAAUGAGUAUAUAUUUUGCUUGAAGGAAAAGCUCAGAGUACCACCAUAAGUUGCCUUGACUUCCCCUAGGAAAGUGUGAGGACAGUGCAGGGAACAUUUCCUCUCCCUCCAUUAGUGUUCUUCCUGCCUCUUCUGCCUUUAUUCAGCUUCCAAAGGUACUAUGGCAAGUUAGCCUCAGGUACUAGAUGUUUUUCAGCCCUGGCUAAAAGGGAGCAGUAUAGGAUGGAAUAAGCAUUUUGGAAUAGGAAAGUAUGGUGGCAGGCAGCCAUAUGAGGGCCUCACUGUCCCAGGGCCUGGAAUUCCUUCAUAAGACCAGUUGCUCAGGGUGAUGCAGGGAUAGGACCAAACCCUGCAUCUACUCCCUACUCUCUUCUUCCUUUUGGGGACCCUGAUCUAGGUUGAGCCAUUGUCCUGUUCUAAUGACAUCAUACCGUGUGCCUUUCUCCACAGCAGUGGCUAUUCCUGACCCAGGCUCAAGGAAAAUGGGCCAGUCUUUGAGGUUUCUGUUUGGAUAAGUAAGAACCUAGGACAAGUCAAGAGGAACUUUACUGUUUCCUUCCCCUUCUCAGGGACUCCCGUUGAAUACUCGGCUUCUCCCAGAUGCUGUCUUCUAGGCACCCUCAUUGGGAAUGUGGGCUGGAGGAGCCAGACACCAGGCUUUUCAUCAAGCUCUUUGUCAUAUCUGUCACUUAGCACUGUACUUUUCACCCAGGAACUGUGACUAGCUGGCCAUGUCAUUGCAGGGCUGGUGUGGUGUGUGUGUAUCUUUGUGUCUGCUUACCUCCUUUUUGCCUUGCAGGACAUUGUGGUGUUCAAGAGUAGUUGGUGUUGGUGCAUGUGUGUGUCAGGGAGAGGCUGGGAACUGUAGCUCACAUGCUUCCUUCAAGGAGAGCACCUCCUUGAAAGAGUAGCUGUACAGCAGUUGUCUUGGGUCUCCAGUGCAUCAUGUUGGAGGAGACCCAGGGACCCACAGCUACCUAGUAGGCACUACUAUGGCAUGCCAGCUACUAACAUGGAGAAGCAUAUGCCCUACUGUCUCCCCAGGACCAGACCCUGAGCCACUCACUUCCUCUGUGCUGUGUCAGCAUUGGUGCCUGGGGCGGGGGGUGAUGGUGUUUUUCAAAGGGACCUACUGUAGCCACUUUAAUUUAUGGUUUUGAGCCUUAGUUUGACCUAGCCCUUGUAGACUUUUCCUUUGUGUGUAUUUGUGUGUGUGUACAUAAUGCCUAAGUCAUGGCAGAAGUGGAUAGGAUGUCUUUAUGGUGUCAUGUUGCUAGCAGAUGUCACACUGUCUUUCUCAAAAACUGCUUCUGCUUUAGAAGUAAGUAGUUCUGGCUGGGGAUGAAGCUCAGUGGUAGAGUGCUUGCUUAGCAUGCGAAGGCCCUGGGUUCUGUCCCCAACUCUGCAAAAAGAAAAGUAGUAAUCCUGUGAAUAUACUGCCAUGUCACUUUUUAAUAUUACCAGUUUUAUACUUGGAAAAUGGUACUUGCUCUUUUAAAUCUUUUUGUCUUCUCUAACCUCCCCUUCCCUAUCUCCAUGCCCCCUUCAUAAUUUCAGCAAUAAUCUCUUAAAAUGCAAUUACAUAAUUAAAUGUCCCAAACCAUAAUCACUGUGAAUGGUUCCAUUUAUUUGUUUACUUGGGCACACAACAGGAAAUCACAAAUAUAGAAGUGGCUGGGUUAAAUGGGCUGCUGGUAGGAGGUUGCCCCCUGGUGGUGAAAUUUUUUGUGACCCUGACACUGUGGCUAAUAGCAGCAAUCCAGCUCAUUUCCACACUUGAAUAGGUAAGUAUCUCUCUACAGCAGAAAUAGUGAGGGGGAGAAAUGACCUAAGCCUUGUAUGCACAUAUGAAUAAUAAAAUAAUUUUUUAAAAAAUCCAUGCAGUUCUUUGCUUAUCAGUUAGAACUUGAUAAAGCUGUUUAAAAAAAGAAACUUAUUGUAAGACAUUUUGUUUGUUCUGGCACUUUAGGAAAAAAAAAAGAGUGAAAGACCUAUUUGGGGAGGGUCUGGAAUUCAGGGCCUUACUUCCCUAUCGCUGGGCCCUGUCUAUGCUUUCUUCUAUCUUCAGCAUCCACUUUUGUUUGCAUCUUACUGAGGGAUUAGGCCAUUUGGGUGGUUGCCCAUCAGCUGAGCAUCAUGACUCUGUCUAACCAAAGGAUACUGACUUCAAGUCUGGCAUUUGAUUUGUGGGCUGAUAGUAGUUCCUUGGAUGAUCUUCACACACACACAACCACUGGGCAUCUUGUUCCAUUCUGAUAAGAAAGAGAAGUCUUCCUGAAGGGGUUGGUCAGGAUCUGAAGGCUUGUCGUUUAGGUAACCCAGCUUUUCAUUCUAACCUUAAGCACAUUCCAACUUUGGCAGAAUAAAGGCAAGGAAUGCUGUCUUUGCUGUAGUUCUCACCAAAUGGUCUGCUUCUCUGAGCCACCUGUAAACCCCAAGAAAGAGAGCCCAGGGUGUGCUAGCAUUAGGAUAUCUGGCCAAUCUCAUUGUAGCAACUGGGAUGCUGAUAGCUGGUAAACAGCCACACGCCUUUUUACCUCCUUUGUGGGUAACUGGAAGCACUGAGCAGCUUCAGCUGGACACAGCUACGACAGAAGCAGUGCCUGAGGCUCAAUCUGAUAUCUACUACUUAUAGCCUGAGUGGGCAAGGUAAGGCUUGGAAAGCCUUCUCUUGAUACAGAGUUUCGGUGGCCUACUUUCACUUGCGCUUUUGUCCUUGUCACAAUCUCUGCAAAGUCUUCCCUUAUAAAUUUUAAUUAUUUGGAUUAAUUUUAGAAUAAAGCUACUUCUGAAACUUGU